ACCGGAGAACCAAGGAGUAUCAUUCAGGAUUCACUCGUCCAGAUAGAUUCUUCCAACAAGUAACAAAAUGAAAUCAAUCAUCUUGGCUCUCGCUCUUAUUGGUGCUGCUUCAGCUGGCUAUCUCGCACCAGCUGCAUACAGUUCCCCACUUUUAGGAGGUUAUGCUGCUCCAGCACUAGCUUCCGCCGCUCCACUUGCCUAUUCAGCCCCAAUCAUCAAAUCAGCCGCUUAUGCCGCCCCAGCUCUUGCUGCUGCUCCAGCUUAUGCCGCUCCAGCUUAUGCCGCCGCCGCUCCAUUAGCCUACUCAGGUUCCAUUGGUGCUCCUUUGGGAUAUUCUUCUUACGGAAGUUACGGAUACGCUGGUUACCCUUACGGUCUCUACAAAAAGAAGGCUUCUGCCUAAGGAUCUGAUAUUUAUGGAGUCGCAAUAAAUAAUAAAAUUGA
Messenger RNA from Hermetia illucens (black soldier fly), 444 nucleotides. RefSeq names its product cuticle protein 16.5-like. The record is from RefSeq and is a predicted model, not a curated record. The transcript has a single exon. Lineage: Eukaryota; Metazoa; Arthropoda; Insecta; Diptera; Stratiomyidae. The coding region runs from base 68 to 403 and encodes 111 amino acids.